CUUUGUUAUUAGAUGGCACCACCACCAGCUUUCCAACACCCCUCCGAAGAACAGCUCAACCUGAUCGCACUCAAGUGCAUCGAGGAGGUCAACAUCGACAAGCGCAUCAUCGAGGAGGUCCUCAAAACUCAGGUCCUGCCCAAAACCAACCGCAAAUACAAGAAGUACCUCGAGUGCAGCUACAAGAAGCAAGGCUUCCUGUCCCUAGACGGCCGGAGGAUGCUCUACGACAACCUGUUCAGUUUCCUGUCAGAAUUCUACAAAGUGGAGGACCUAGGCGUUCUGGAACAUUGCAAGAUGAUCAGAGUGGACGAUCCUGCUGAGUUGUGCUUCAGGAAUCUCGAUUGCAUUCUGGUUUCGUUAAAUUUAAUUGAGGCGGAUGAUGAUGAAGUUGACACGAACAAUGUUUGAUUGGUGUUGAUGUUGCGAUUUGAGACAUUUAAACGUAACGUUUAGAAAUAGUAGUCUGGCUCUUUAUUUGUGUUCAAGUUUUUUCAGCUUGAAAUAACAGGUUUCUUUAUUUUAUUGCUAAAUAUCUGAAAGAGUAUGAGGCGGUCACCGCCAGGCGUAUUACGCAGUUGCAAGUUGCAACAAUGACGUGCUCGGUGGUAGUAUUUCAAGGGUGUCAAAACAUUUCUAAAUA
Molecule: messenger RNA, 643 nt
Organism: Sitophilus oryzae (rice weevil)
Lineage: Eukaryota; Metazoa; Arthropoda; Insecta; Coleoptera; Curculionidae
Exons: 1
Coding region: 13-411 (132 amino acids)
Molecular function (GO): odorant binding
Source: RefSeq, a predicted model, not a curated record